Molecule: messenger RNA, 1134 nt
Organism: Vicia villosa (hairy vetch)
Lineage: Eukaryota; Viridiplantae; Streptophyta; Magnoliopsida; Fabales; Fabaceae
Product: FCS-Like Zinc finger 14-like
Exons: 2
Coding region: 110-841 (243 amino acids)
Source: RefSeq, a predicted model, not a curated record
AUAGUCUUAUAAAGACACCCACCACUCUCUCCAUCUUUCUAUUCUCCAUUCCCUUCUUCAACACACAACACAACAACAACCCACCUUCUCUCUAUUCUCUUCUCCGAUCAUGUUGAGGAAAAGACCCUCUCCAAUGAUCGGAAAAUUAUCAGAACUAUUGGUCUCCGGCCACCGUCUCAUGGACCCCACCGGAAGUCCAAGAGGCCCACUAGACCCUAAGAUGCAACAAUCACCAAGAGGUUUAAAAAACUACGACCUCAGUAGCGUUGGUCUCAAGAUCGUUGCAGCUCUCGACAACAACAAAACAUGCGAUGUUUUGCCCAAACACGCUGUUUGCACCUCGAAUUUGAAUCGAUCCAGACCGAUUCAAAUUCAAUCGGCGAAAAACUCGAACGGGUUUCAAUUGGAUUAUUCAAAUAUGAAUGAUGGGAAUGAAAUUGACAUGGAAAACUUGGAAGAACUAGAAGAUGAAGAAUUCACAUAUGUCACAUGUCAUGUACCUAAUAAAACCUUCACUAAGGUUUAUUACGACGGUGAAGUUCGAAAACAACAAGGUUGCAAUAACAACAACAACGUUGUUGGUGUUGUAAGAAGUUCUGAGCCGGAACCCUUAUUUCCAACAUCAAAUUUUCUUAAUUCAUGUCACUUAUGCGGAAAGAAUCUACAUGGAAAAGAUAUAUACAUGUAUAGAGGUGAGAAAGGGUUUUGUAGCACAGAGUGUCGUUCGAGUCAAAUAAUGAUGGAUGAACGAAAAGAGAGGUGUGGUUCAGAAGCUGUGGAAUUGUCAAAUUCACCGUACACAAGGGGUCAAAUAUUUUCAACUGGAAUUCUUGCGGUUUAACUAUUGAUUAGUAUCAAAAUCUGGAUUAAGAAAAUCAAUAAUUAUCCAGAGAUUGAUACUGUUAAUAAGUAAAUAAUAAUAUAUAUACGGCUAUACUAUGGUUAACUGUGGAAUAUUUGUAUGAGAAUUAAGAUAGAUAGCUUGAUCAUAACCAACCAAAACGAAAUUUUUGAUGAGGAAUAAUGGGAGAGUAGAUUAUUUUGAUGUAUUUUUCUUUGAUAUGUUCAAGGAAUCAUGAAUUGUGAAUGAACUCGAAAUCUCAAUUUUAUGGAUUGAUUUGUGUUGUUUCUGAA